Messenger RNA from Saccostrea cuccullata (small rock oyster), 437 nucleotides. RefSeq names its product nuclear pore complex protein Nup205-like. Bases 39 to 437 code for a protein of 132 amino acids. Gene Ontology annotation, biological process: nuclear pore organization. The transcript has 4 exons. Gene Ontology annotation, cellular component: nuclear pore inner ring; nuclear pore. NCBI's taxonomy places the organism in Eukaryota, Metazoa, Mollusca, Bivalvia, Ostreida, Ostreidae. Gene Ontology annotation, molecular function: structural constituent of nuclear pore. The record is from RefSeq and is a predicted model, not a curated record.
AAACAAUUUGAUCGGGAUCGGUGACCAAAUAUUUAAAUAUGGCGGCCGGUGGCAUGGCGGUAAAUUCAGAGGCCAGGUUAUGGGGCCCAUUCAAAGAACUGGAGCAGACCGUCCACACAGCCAUACACAGAAAGAUUCCAGAUGCCAUUCACGACCUAGAAAUAGCUCUCAAGAAACAUAAGCCAGAUUUCAUCGCUUUGUUAAAGAACCCACCCAAGAAUGCCAUGUACAGGACAGCAGUCCGAAACUCCUCGAAGGAGGGGCUACCAGUCAUGGGGGACCAAAGUAAACAGACAUUCUCCCAGCAGUUUAUAGAGGAAGCCCUGAUACUCAGUGACCUGUUUGAUAUGAGUGAAAUCGCAGCCGUAGAACUCCUAAUGGCAGGAUAUGCUGCCACCCCGCAAGGCACGGGAACCGCCACCCCGAUCGUCGCAUAG